UCUAUUGAUUAUUAUUUUUAAUAUUUUAUUACCUUUUAUGUUUAAUAUUUUCUUGUUUUUUUUUUAUUUUAUUUUUACUCUUUUAAAUUGUCAUCUGUUGCAGCCUGUUGCCACGUUUUAAAAAAAAUAAUUUUUGUUUUGUUUUUUACACCUCAUUAGUUAUGAUAAAUGAUUCAGAUAAAUUUUUAUCAUAAAACUUUUCAAGUUAAAUGUUAGUUAGUUCAAAUGUUAUCAUGUAAAUUUAAAAAUAAUAAAAAAUAAUUUUCUAAACAAAUUGUUAUCAUCAUGAUGAGUAUCAUUGAAGAAGCUGGAGAUUUCAAGAAUCAAGACUCAGUUGCUCACCAGCAUUGCCACAAUAUCCAGCAAGUUUAAUUAUAAAAAAAUAAACACUGUUAAAAUAGUUUAAUAUAAAAAAAAAUAAAAAUAUGUAUAUUAAAAAGAGCAAAACAUAGUAAAGACAAUUAUUUUAAAAAAUGGAAAACAAAAAAGAAAUGAGUUUUUUAAAACAAGCAGCUGUUCAAAGUUUAGCUGGAGGUGGAGCUGGAUUUAUUGAAGUUUGUAUAAUGCAUCCAAUGGAUAUUGUCAAGACGAGAUUUCAAUUACAAGUUAAAACAACAAUUAACAAUCCACUUUACUACAAUGGUAUUCGUGAUUGCAUGAUUAAAAUUUAUAAAAAUGAAGGCUUUGGUGCAUUUUGGAAAGGAAUAUUACCUCCAAUUCUUGCUGAGACUCCAAAACGUGCUGUAAAGUUUUUCACAUUUGAACAGUAUAAAAAAAUAUUUCUAUUUGGUUCAAGUACACCAACACCACUGACUUAUUCACUUGCUGGUCUAUGUGCUGGAAUAACUGAAGGAAUUUUAGUAAAUCCAUUUGAAGUUGUUAAAGUUAGAUUGCAAUCAAAUCGUGAAAAAAUGAAAAACACACCAUCAACUUUUAGUGUGACCAAAGAAAUAAUUAAUAAACAUGGUAUUGGUUUGAAUGGAUUGAACAAAGGUCUAUCAACGACAAUCAUUAGAAAUGGAAUAUUUAAUUGUUUUUAUUUUGGUUUUUAUCAUUCUGUUAAAGGAUUUAUACCAGUUAAUAGUGAUCCACUACUUGAAUUUUUAACAAAAGUUGGCCUUGGUUUUAUUGCUGGUACAACAGCAUCAUGUUUAAAUAUACCAUUUGACGUCGCUAAAAGUCGAAUUCAAGGUCCACAAAAUGAUGUAAAAUAUAGUGGUACAAUACAAACAAUGAUUAUUGUUUACAAAAGAGAAGGACCUAUGGCACUUUACAAAGGACUAUUACCAAAAAUACUUAGACUUGGACCUGGUGGUGCAAUAAUGCUUGUUGUUUAUGAUUAUACAUAUGGAUAUCUUUCAAAAAAAUUUAAUGAAUGACAAAUACUUAAAUUUUUAUUGUUAUUUAUUAAAAUAUAUUUUUAUCAAGAACAUUUUUUUGUUAAUUUAUUAAU
This is a messenger RNA of Aphidius gifuensis, 1453 nucleotides long. Its product is annotated as mitochondrial 2-oxodicarboxylate carrier. The record is from RefSeq and is a predicted model, not a curated record. NCBI's taxonomy places the organism in Eukaryota, Metazoa, Arthropoda, Insecta, Hymenoptera, Braconidae. The transcript is spliced from 7 exons. The coding region runs from base 474 to 1379 and encodes 301 amino acids. Gene Ontology annotation, biological process: transmembrane transport.